AUGGAGAAGUCGCACCGAGCCUGCGGAGAACAUGGCACCGCCCUGAGGCCAGGGACAGUCCCGGGAAGGGCUCUGCGGCAGCUGAUGGCGAAGCUUGUUGACGCGCCAGACUCCAACCCCGUCCCGGGCUGCCGCUCUCUUGCAGGAGGACACCCGGGCUACGUCAGCCACGACAAGGAAACCUCCAUCAAGUACGUCAGCCACCAGCACCCAAACCACCCCCAGCUGUUCAGCAUCGUGCGCCAGGCCUGCGUCCGCAGCCUCAGCUGUGAGGUCUGCCCAGGACGUGAAGGCCCUAUUUUUUUCGGAGAUGAGCAGCAUGGUUUUGUGUUCAGCCACACCUUCUUUAUCAAAGACAGCCUGGCCCGAGGUUUCCAGCGCUGGUACAGCAUCAUCACCAUCAUGAUGGACCGGAUUUACCUCAUCAACUCCUGGCCUUUCUUGUUGGGAAAAAUCAGAGGCAUCAUUGAUGAGCUCCAGGGCAAAGCACUGAAGGUGUUUGAAGCAGAGCAGUUUGGGUGCCCGCAGCGUGCCCAGCGCAUGAACACGGCCUUCACCCCCUUCCUGCACCAGCGCAACGGCAACGCCGCGCGCUCCCUGACGUCCCUGACCAACGACGAGAACCUCUGGGCCUGCCUGCACACCUCCUUCGCCUGGCUGCUGAAGGCUUGUGGUAGCCGGCUUACGGAGAAGCUUCUGGAGGGAGCACCCACAGAAGACACCCUCGUUCAGAUGGAAAAACUUGCAGAUCUGAAAGAAGAGUCAGAAGGCUGGGACGGUUCUGAGGAAGAAGAGAAGCCUUCUUCUCAGCCAGAUGUUGUGGAAGGGCAGGAGCUGUCCAAAAGCUCCCCUGAAACCUCUCUGAUGCCAGACUGCAACAGCUGGAACGUAGCUCACAGAAGGUUGUCUGUCUUCCGCUCUCUCAGGCACAUGAGACAGGUUCUUGGGGCAUCAGCAUUCCGAAUGCUGGCUUGGCAUGUUCUGAUGGGGAACCAGGUCAUCUGGAAAGCUCAGGAUAUGGAUCUUGUCCAGUCUGCCUUUGAUGUCCUACGGACGAUGCUGCCCAUCGGCUGUGUGCGGAUCAUCCCCUACAGUGACCAGUACGAGGAGGCCUAUCGCUGCAACUUCCUGGGCCUGAGCCCACACGUCCAAAUCCCCCCCCACAUCCUGUCAUCUGAGUUUGCAGUCCUCGUGGAAGUCCGUGCUGCCACCCGCUCCAGCCUCUACCCAACCCUGUUUGAUGAUGAGCAGUCCCUCAACAAGUACGAGUUCCUUGUCACCAGUGGGAGCCCCGUUGCAGCAGAUCGAGUUGGCCCAACAAUCUUGAACAAGAUCGAAGCUGCCCUGACCAACCAGAACCUCUCAGUGGAUGUUGUGGAUCAGUGCCUUGUUUGCCUGAAGGAGGAGUGGAUGAAUAAAGUGAAAGUCCUCUUUAAGUUCACUAAAGUGGACAGCAGACCCAAGGAGGAUACCCAAAAACUGCUGAGCAUUCUGGGAGCUGCAGAAGAGGACAAUGUCAAACUUCUCAAGUUCUGGAUGACCGGCCUGAGCAAGACCUACAAGUCCCACCUGAUGUCAACAGUUCGCAGCCCGACGUCCUCGGAGUGCCGGAAUUGAAGGGUGCCCACCCUCCCUGCUGCCUUCAGAGAAGGGCAGGGACCCCUGGUUACCUCUGCUGAGCCUGCAGCUUGUGCUUUAGGUGGAUAGUGAGGCUUUAUCACUAUUCUCCUGGUCCUCAAACCAACUUGAAGAGUGACUUGAGUCUUUUCUACUUGCUGUGAGACUGGACUAAUAAGUGCUAAUCCACAGUGCUGCUGUCUCCCCAGGAACUCAGCUCUCAAUCUAGACGUGCACACUCAAGACUAAAACACAGCAACGCUCAAAGAAUCAGCUAAAUUAAUUAAAAUCCCAUCCUGUCCUCAUUAAAGCGUCGUGGUGUGGCAGCAGGCCUCACCUUUAUGUUCCUUGGCAGGCCUGUGACAACAUCCAGAACUCCUGGGAGUGCAUAUGGUUAAUCUCACUGAAAUCCCACAUAAAUCUCCUCAAUGCCUGAGAGAACAAGAACCAAAAAUAAGAGGCACGUCACAGGGUAUGGAUCACAUGUAAAUUAUUUCAAACCACUUCGUGCUCAGAUUUAAGAGACUAUUUUCUGCUGUAGCAUAAGUCAGGAUAUCCCAUGGGAGUCCUGUCACUCCUCUUUAUUUAUUUAUAAUCUUAACUUGAGACGAUUUUAGCAUUUGCUUUGGAAAUCUUGUCUGGGAGGGUGAAUUGUAAAAUAAGAAGUCUCAAAACGCAGCCUGCUUGCCUCUCAGAGGGGAAAAUACUCGCCUUGUUUUGCCUGUGGUUGCAGAACUUGCAGGUAAUGAAGAUAACCUCGCCAGGAUAAGGUUCUCUUCUGUCUUUUUUAGCUUCCUAAUAAAGCAGAAGAGAUUCAACCUGUAGGUGCUCCCUUUAUAUAACUCUAUAGUAGCCAUUUUUGCUUAAUAGUUCCUGAAAACAUUGGUGCAUUUUUUAAUUACCUAGCCAGAUAUUCCUUAGCUGUUCUGUAAGGAAUCUCUGUUUCUGUUGUGAAGUCUGGGAUUUAUGUCUUUCCUUUUUGUUUUUCUGGAUCAUUAUUGGGAACACUUGACGUUACCACAGAUAUUUUGAACAAGCUAAAGGCAGGUUUUACCCAGGUGACCUUCUACACUCACUCAAGCUCAGAGAGGAUGUUCCAGCUUGUCACAAGUUCUGUUCUUAUAUAUAAAAUACGGAGGUUGAUUUUUGUCUGGAACAUCUGUAAAAUGGAGACAGGCAUUAAAUCUCAUAAGAGCUAUUUUUGUAAAAUGAACAAA
This is a messenger RNA of Pyrgilauda ruficollis (rufous-necked snowfinch), 2834 nucleotides long. RefSeq names its product folliculin (gene FLCN). The record is from RefSeq and is a predicted model, not a curated record. Gene Ontology annotation, cellular component: cytosol. The transcript has 11 exons. Gene Ontology annotation, molecular function: GTPase activator activity. Gene Ontology annotation, biological process: negative regulation of transcription by RNA polymerase II; positive regulation of transforming growth factor beta receptor signaling pathway; positive regulation of GTPase activity. NCBI's taxonomy places the organism in Eukaryota, Metazoa, Chordata, Aves, Passeriformes, Passeridae. The coding region runs from base 1 to 1617 and encodes 538 amino acids.